Messenger RNA from Paramacrobiotus metropolitanus, 905 nucleotides. RefSeq names its product translocator protein-like. Gene Ontology annotation, cellular component: mitochondrial outer membrane. The record is from RefSeq and is a predicted model, not a curated record. Bases 98 to 703 code for a protein of 201 amino acids. The transcript is spliced from 5 exons. NCBI's taxonomy places the organism in Eukaryota, Metazoa, Tardigrada, Eutardigrada, Parachela, Macrobiotidae.
AUGCAUAGGUGGCACUCUCUAUUUAUAAUUUUAUGUUCAUUUAAAUCAGGCUGUUAAUUCACGAAAUUUGAUUUGCAUGUGAUCGCUGUUCACGAAAAUGGGAUCACAGAUGUCGACUUUGCGACCGCUGGUACCGGUGGGCGGAGACACAUUGAGCCAAGCUCAGAUGCAGCAUUUGUAUCCCCUUCCUCAAAUAACCACGUCCAUAUUUGCUCGGGAGCUGAUACCAGCGAUGGUGAUUCCCAACGUGGGCGGGUGGAUAUGGGGGUACUUGCUCAGCCGUGAAUUUGAGGGGCCUUCUACGUGGUACGAGCGCCUCCGAAAACCAUCUUGGACACCGCCAAACUGGGUGUUCGGUCCAGUGUGGACGGUCUUGUACGGCGGCAUGGGAGCCGCAUCGUGGUUAGUGUGGCGACAGGGUGGUGGUUCGACUGGAACAGCUCGGAUUCCUCUCGUUUUGUACGCAACGCAGUUGGCACUUAACUGGGCGUGGUCGCCGGUGUUUUUUAAAUAUCAUCGCCUUGGUCUGGCAUUUGCGACGAUUUCGGCGCUAUGGAUUAACGUGGCGGCCUGUAUUGGCAGCUUCUAUCCAAUCAGCGAGACUGCGGCAUAUCUGAUGGUUCCGUAUCUGGGUUGGCUGACACUAGCUGCAGCCGGGAAUUUUCGAUUCUGGCGCGAUAAUCCCGGUGCGGAUGGGUUAUAGAAUUACUCUGUACCAUAAUUUUUGGUAGGGUCCGUAUGACAUUUUACUUUUAACAGACCACCCGCUGGAUAGUAAACCGGAUAUUACGAUGGAAAUAAUGACAUUUAUUUCAUUAGAUGAUGUCUUAGCAGGCUUUGCCUUUUGUAAAAUACUGAGUAAAGCACUCAUAAUUAUGGCAGAUACUGUUGUUGACAUUAUCAUU